Beta vulgaris subsp. vulgaris (sugar beet) is the source of this 2692-nucleotide messenger RNA. Its product is annotated as protein INVOLVED IN DE NOVO 2. The transcript is spliced from 8 exons. The record is from RefSeq and is a predicted model, not a curated record. Gene Ontology annotation, biological process: gene silencing by siRNA-directed DNA methylation. The coding region runs from base 462 to 2363 and encodes 633 amino acids. Lineage: Eukaryota; Viridiplantae; Streptophyta; Magnoliopsida; Caryophyllales; Amaranthaceae.
UUUCGUUUUCCCGUACACAAAUAAAAAAUAAAAGCAUCCCAAAAAACAAAGAAAGCAUCAGCUUUUUUCUUUUCUCCCAAUGUUUUGUCAUUUUUAUCAGUGUCAUUUUUCACUGCUUUCACUUGUUCAAGCUCAACUCUUUUUCCCCAAAACCCUGAGAAUCGUUUUUCAAUAUUUCCCCCAGAUUUUUCCCUGAUCAAAAUCAUCUCUUUCCUCUUUAAACCCUUACAAAAAUCGUAUUCAUUUAACUUGUAAGUCUCAAUUUUUGUUGUCUUUAUCUUUCUUCACUCAACAUUUCAGCUUAAUUUUGUUGGCAAAUGUUCAACACUUGCAUGGUUGAAGAAAUUUAUUAUUUUUGAGGAAAAUCCGAGGCCUUGAAUUCAUAGUCCAAUUUCUGGGCACAAUUUUAGUUUUGAAGAGUUGUCGAGUUCGUAUUGUGAUUGCGAAGAGCUGAGAAUUCCAUGGCUCAUAGUUCUGAAGAGGACACUGACAUUAGUGAAUCUGAGAUAGAUGAGCAUGGAGAUAAAACUUUUGAAGAGCUUAAGAAGGGAAGUUCUGAGCUGAAGGUAGCAGAAGAAAAGUACACGUGUCCAUAUUGCCCAGGGAAGAGGAAGCGAGAUUAUCAAUACAAGGAGUUACUUCAGCAUGCAUCUGGGAUUGGCAAUGCUAACUCAAAGAAGAGAAGGGCGAGGGAGAAAGCGAAUCACCUUGGCUUAGCAAAAUUUUUGGAAGAGGAGGUGCAAAAUCAAGCUAGCUCAUCGAAGCAGGUUAACAAUGGUGAUGCUCCCAUUGCUGGCGGUGACCAUGAUGACAAGUUUGUUUGGCCUUGGACAGGAAUAGUGGUAAAUAUACCUACUCUGCACAAGGAUGGCCGGUAUGUGGGGGAAAGUGGUUCAAAGUUGAGGGAUGAGUUGCGAGCUAGAGGGUUCAACCCCAAGAGAGUCCAUCCCUUGUGGAAUUUCAGAGGCCAUUCUGGUACUGCGGUAGUGGAAUUUAACAAAGAUUGGAUGGGUUGGAACAAUGCCCUAGCUUUUGAGAAAGAGUAUGAAUUAAAUCAACAUGGUAAACAGCACUGGCAGGCAAAGGAUACUGAAAAAUCUGGUCUAUACGCGUGGGUAGCACGUGCUGAUGAUUAUAAUUCACCUGGGAUUAUUGGGGAGCACUUGCGAAAGAUUGGAGAUGUGAAGACUGUAUCUGAGAUGCAGGCUGAAGAAGCCCGUAAAAGGGACAAGCUUGUCUCAAAUCUGACAAACGUGCUGGAGUAUAAGAAGAAGAGUUUGCUGGAAAUAGAGUCGAGAUUUAAUGAGACCUCCAUUUCCUUCAAUAAGUUGGCAGAAGAGAAAGACAAGCUUCAUCAGGCAUAUAAUGAAGAGAUUAAAAAAAUUCAGCUGAGCGCUCGAGAUCACUUUCAGAAGAUUUUUAAUGACCAUGCAAAGCUCAAGCAGCAACUAGAGUCUGAGAAAACGGAGCUUGAGGUCCGUGUGCAUGAGUUAGAGAAGCGUGAAGCAAAAAAUGAAAAUGAAAGAAAAAAACUUCAAGAGGAUGUCGAAAAGAAUGCUGUGAAGAACAAUUCACUGCAGCACGCAGCAAUAGUGCAACAGAAGGCUGAUGAGAAUGUGAUGAAGCUGGCUGAAGAGCAAAAGAAACAAAAAGAGGAUUUACACAAGCGAAUAUUGCAACUUCAGAAUCAGCUGGAGGCGAAACAAGCUCUCGAGCUGGAAAUUGAGCAGCUAAAAGGAAAAUUAAAAGUUAUGGAGCAUGUGGCAGAUAAAGAAGAAAUACAACAGGUUGAGGCAAUACAAAAAGAUCUGCGAGAAAAAGAAGAAAGUCUAGAGGGGGUGGAAUCUUUAAAUCAAACUCUCAUUGUGACGGAGCGCAUGAGCAACGAGGAGCUCCAAGAAGCUCGCAAGGAAUUAAUAAAUGGUUUGAAAGACAUGUCAAAUCGUGGUUAUCUUGGUGUCAAAAGAAUGGGAGAAUUAGAUAGUUCGGUUUUCCAGGAAGCUUGCAAGAGAAAAUAUCCUGAAGACAUUGCUGAAGAUAAAGCUGCAGAGAUCUGUUCAUUGUGGGAUGAGUAUCUUAGGGACCCCACAUGGCAUCCUUUUAAGGUGGUUCCGGUCCAUGGAGAGCAUAAGGAAGUAAUAGAUGUCGCGGAUGAGAAACUAAGAGACCUGAAGAAAGAGUGGGGUGAUGAUGUAUAUGAUGCUGUAACAACUGCUUUAAAGGAAAUUAACGAGUACAACCCGAGUGGGAGAUACAUAAUUACUGAACUGUGGAAUAACAGAGAAAGCAGGAAAGCUACAUUGCAGGAAGGAGUAUCAUACAUUUUGAACAAAUGGAAGGACUACAAGGGCAAAAGGGGUUAAACUGGAGGCUGAAGCACUUGAAGCAUUGGGUGUAUCAGAUUCACAUGUAGAGACAUAUCAGUAAAGAGGAAAUGGUUCCAUGACAAUAAUAUGAUUUCAAAUGCCAAUUUUUCAUCUUUCCCAAACCCUGUAAACCAGGCGCUUAGUUACCGUCUUUGUUGGUCUGGUUCAGACAUUUAUUAUGGCGAGGUUAGCCCAGGAAAUGCUCUUUGGGUAUGAAACUUUAGACCAUAACAUUCCCAGUUUGGACUGUAUUUAUGUGUGGCAGAAAGCAGGCUAUAUUAGUCUGUUCGAUUUAUAAAACUUGCUUGGUAAAGCUGUCUAAUUUA